This is a messenger RNA of Hirsutella rhossiliensis, 942 nucleotides long. RefSeq names its product peptidase family c78 domain-containing protein. The record is from RefSeq and is a predicted model, not a curated record. Lineage: Eukaryota; Fungi; Ascomycota; Sordariomycetes; Hypocreales; Ophiocordycipitaceae. Bases 1 to 942 code for a protein of 313 amino acids. The transcript is spliced from 6 exons.
AUGCUACCAGCGGCUUGGCGGCUUUUGCGUCAUCGCAAGAGGCGCGACCCCGAGCCAUCUGAGUUGAGACAGCUCAAUGGGCAUCUCACCUUGACGGACAAGACUCAAGGCAGCCAGGACCAGGCUCGCCCGAGACUCAAGACUUUCUACCUGGGCAAAUCCGCCCACGAGCAGAACAUGCCUACCUGGCUCGUGAAAAAACUGGAGAAAGAGGGACAAGUGUGUACGAGAGGUGUUCUUUCCGCCCUCGAAAAGCUUCUCCGGCAAUGUUCAUUGACCAAGAUCGCAUAUCUUUGCCAUCCUUGUGUGCCGCACAUAUCAAAGCUGCCGCGUGAAGGGGGGCUUUGUGGCUACCGGAACAUACAGACACUCGUUUCAUACUUGAUUGAAACUCGCUCUCCGGGGUCGGAGCAUUUCGGCAACCACUUACCGACCGUCCUUGAAGUGCAAGACCUAAUCGAGCAGGCAUGGGACAAGGGCUACAAUCCCCAGGAUAGACUCGAGAUUGGGGACAUCAAACGAACACGCAAGUUCAUUGGGACGCCCGAGGCUCAGGCCCUGUUUCACAGCCUCGACAUAUCAUGCUCCGUUCAGGCGUUUCGACAGACUGAGUGCACAGAGGCAAGGGAAAGGUUGCUGGAGACUUUGGAAGACUACUUUAAACGAGGCUGGCAAGGGGCCAACAGCGCAAAGGUCCGAUCAACCAAUCUCCCGCCAAUCUAUCUGCAGCGCCAAGGCCAUUCGGUUACUGUUAUCGGCAUCGAGCGACAGCAGGACAAUCAGGUUUACAUUCUCGUGUUCGACCCCUCUCGCGGCGAGUCGAGCUCGAUAAAGAGGCUCAUUGGAAGGGACAAGUUCCCGAUGGCUAGCAAGCUGCUAGAGCCGUAUCGACGUGGCAUGAAGCAUCUGGGCAAGUAUGACGAGUUCGAGAUUCUCUGGUAA